UUUUUUUAAAUUGCAUGAAAAAAUAUACUUAAUUGUAGUGACAAUAAAAAUAUUUUAUUUUAAAAAAUAUAAUAUAGCGUAACGGAACUCUCCACAUCGUGCCUAUAAUGGAACGCAAACGCAUCCAUGAUCCAAUCGUAAACAAAGAAAACCGUGCCGCCGCCAGAGACUGACGUUAAUUUAAAAAAUUACAAAAACAAUCGAGCGUGCGAUUUAAAAAAAUUCUAAUAGUGAUUUUAAAAGUGGAAUUAUUAUGUGAACCUUGAAGAUAAUUGAUAAAUUAACAAAUAUGAGUGAAAUAAAUUUCAUAAUCUAUAAUUAGAUUUGAUAUACGUGAUAUCGCCAGCAGGAAAUCCCGCAGGAAAUGAAGACAUACAAGUCGCGAGCUCGCAGACUUUUAAUUUAGUUUCUAUUUGCAAAAACCAUGGGCACGUUGUAUAAAGAGCUUUUUAAAUUAUACGACUUGAUUCAAAGUGGUGAAUCGAGAUGUGUUAAUCGAUAUUUGAGUGAAAAUACAAUAGAUUUGAAUAUAAUUUUACCAUGUAAGGGUAUUGGAGUUUUACAUUUAGCUGUAGGAAUAGAACCAUUGGAAAAAUCUAAAGAAUGCACUGAAAUAAUUUUAAAGAAUGGAGGAGACCCAAAUAUUAUUAAUGACGAUGGUGUAACACCCGUCCACAUAGCUGCGAUAUGGGGCAGGGUGGACAACCUGAAGCUGCUUAUAGGAUGUGGAGGCGAUCCAUACCAAAGAGACCUGGACGGCUUCUCCGCUUUUGACUAUGCUGUGCGGGAACAGCAGUGGGAGGUGUAUGACUAUCUACAUAAUGUAGUGGACGACAAGGAUGACUCCUUUGGAUCACACUGCGCUUAUACUAUAGAUUUGGACAAAAUUUUAGUAUCAACAGACCAAGUAGUGGCAGAAUAUGAGCCCGUUACCAAUGACCAACAACAACGUAUGUCCAUACGAAAAUCUGACAUGGUCCGGGAGUGGUGCGAAAAGAACACCUUUACCAUGAACAAAUUAUACCCCACUAUACUCGGAGACACUUAUCUCAUAGACGAGUCUGAACCCUGGCUGGUAGACCUAACAAACCUGAACAUCAAAGAUAAAGAAGAUCUAAACGACACAAUAAACACGUUUAAAACGUGCAAAUCGAAAGCAGAAGUAGAAAUAAGCGGCAUCCAACCUCUAGAACAAACGGUGGACAAAACUACAGAAAGCAAUGAUCUCAAGCAAAGAAUUAGUAUGUACGAAAACUUCUCUCUACCCGGAUCUCCGAACUGCAUCACGCAUGUUAAUUACCAUUCGAAGAGUAGUUUGAAAAAGAAGAAUUCGUCUAAUUUCAAGAGUAGAUUGACUGAAGAGUCUCUUAUAACGGAUGACAAUUCAAGGGAUUUGGACAAAGCUGUGAUAGUUAUGCAAAAUAAGACGAAUGAAUGGUUAUCAUCUUGUAGUGAUGAAAAUAAGGUUUUUAAUACAAGACGCUCGUCAGCUAGUAGUGGUGUGAGCAGUAACUUUUCUGGGAGCAUUGUGCUUGCAAAUGUUCAUGAAGAAUAUAAGUAUGAGGAUAAGGAAGAAGAUGUUGUUCUUAUUGAGAAGCGAUUGAAGGUUUCUUCUAUCGUAUUACCAGUAGACGAAGCAGCAGACCAAAACUCGCCCGACCAAACAAUUCUAUCCGUAGCCUCCUCGCUACCUCCAUCCAUGGAGUAUGACACCAACACGCUCAGAGCUGAACUAACCAAGCUGGGAUUCAAACCUGGACCCAUACUGGAUAAUACUAAAACAUUGUACUUGAAGAAAUUACAAGCGUUGAGGAAAAACCCCAUUGUGGCCAAGAGUAACGAACAAGGCAAAUCAUACAGCAUAGAAUUAGAGAAAUCCCUUCGCAACGAGGACUGGAUGCAAAAUUUAUCACCUUACAUUGAGUUGGAAAACAAAGCAAGAGCAGAUUUCGCGAAUCCCAACAAAAAAUGGCGGGAGGGCACUACGAAAACAUCGUUUACAUAUUUAUUAUUGGACCCGAGGCUUACUAAUAACCUGCCCGCUAGAGCCUCGAAGCAAAAUAGCCAUUUAUCGUGGGUGACCUUCGUUAAUUCCAUAUUUUAUGUUGGGAAAGGUAAACGCUCGCGCCCCUACUCCCAUCUCUACCAAGCGUUAACUCUAUGGAAGCGUGACUUCCGCCAGUCCAAAGACAAAAAAGUUCAACACAUACUCGACAUAUGGAACGACAAAGUAGGCGUUAUAUGUUUGCAUAUUUUUCAAAACGUCAUACCAGCUGAAGCAUAUACUUACGAAGCGUCCAUGAUAGAUGUUAUUGGCAUACAAAAUUUGAAAAAUUUAAAGGCAGGUAAUUAUUAUGGGGUCGCGGCUUCUUGGCCGUUGAAGGAACGACGGAUGUUCGGCUUGUAUUUAUUGUACAAGGCAAUGCAUAUUUUCCUUAGUGAAGGAGAGAGGCAGUUACGGCCUGAUGAUAUAGACUGAUUAUUAUAGUGAUUUUAAAAUGAAUGUAUUAAAUUGGUUGUUUAUUUCUUUAUUGUAUAUUGUAAGACGCAUUAAUGAAAUGAUUAGUACUUUAAAAUUAAUAAUUGUGGAAAAUACAUUUUGGAAGAAUUUUAUAUACUUUUAUCUUAUUUGAAUAAUUCAAAUUGUCGAUGUGACAGCGAUUUUUUGGCGCAUUAAAAAUAAAAACGAAUGCUACUUACUUAGUUCAACAAAAUUUUUGUAGUUAUAAUGAAAUCUUGAUUCCAUAAAAAUAUGGAAUAUUAUGUGAAAUGUCUAUUUGUAUAACAGUAUUACUUAAUGCCUAAAGCCCUUUCUAUAUUAUUUAUAUAGAUAACCUUGCCUGUAAUUUAUUUGUAGUUAUAAGUUUGUUUCUGUACCUUGACAAUCUGUUACGAACAGCCAAAGAAUUCCCAAUUUUACUCCAAAUAAUUGUACCCUGAAUAGGUGACGGUUAUUAGUAGUGAUAUUGAGAUUAUUUAUGAUAAAGUUUAUAAUAAUAAGUUAUUGAUUAAUAUAAGUAGAAAGAGUAGUUCAAUAAACGCGGCGAAUUGAAUGUUACUUGCAAGCCACGGCUGGACAAGUUAUAAUAAUUUAUUUAAUAA
Colias croceus (clouded yellow) is the source of this 3102-nucleotide messenger RNA. Its product is annotated as ankyrin repeat and LEM domain-containing protein 1-like. NCBI's taxonomy places the organism in Eukaryota, Metazoa, Arthropoda, Insecta, Lepidoptera, Pieridae. The transcript is spliced from 7 exons. Gene Ontology annotation, molecular function: endonuclease activity; protein binding. The record is from RefSeq and is a predicted model, not a curated record. Bases 425 to 2479 code for a protein of 684 amino acids.